Messenger RNA from Drosophila gunungcola (fruit fly), 745 nucleotides. RefSeq lists its product as uncharacterized. NCBI's taxonomy places the organism in Eukaryota, Metazoa, Arthropoda, Insecta, Diptera, Drosophilidae. Bases 97 to 567 code for a protein of 156 amino acids. The record is from RefSeq and is a predicted model, not a curated record. The transcript has 2 exons.
UUGAGAUGCAGUAAACAUAAACAAAUGUUAUAAAAAAACUCUGAAAGUAAAAAAUAAAAACAAUAUGAACUUUGAUUUUUAAACUAGUGUACAAUCAUGUUCACCCGAACGAUUCAAACACAAUUUAACAACAUGGGUAGAUCAACAACAAGAAGGACGAUGGAUAAAGUCACAGGAAUCCCUAGAGUGAAUAAAGACAUCCCCGAAACAAGAACAAGUAAAGGCACCAAGGACAAUUCCAGACGCUACCGGGAGAAAAUCAAAAAGGAUCCCAUCAAAUUAGAGGAAUAUCGGGCCAGAGAAGCUGAAAGAAGUAGGAUAUAUCGCAAGAAAGUAAAUGAAGUGGUCAAAAAAAAUCAAAAGGCCCUCAAAUCAAAGAGGGAAACCGAUCGGCUCAGACAACAAAGAUAUCGGGAUAAAAAGAAGGAAGAAAUCGCAAACCAAAAAUCAAUGGAAGAGAUAUUUAAAAAACUCGAGCGAGCACUGCCUAAAAAAAUGGACCAAAAGAUUGAAGUUAUUAAAGUAUUAUAUAGUAAAUAUGUUGAACCUGAAAAAGUUUUAUGCUGAGCCGUCUUUGACAAAUACAAAUAAUAGAGUAAGAUUUUUUAAAAACACACUUUCAAUUCAAAUGUUUAUAAGUUUGCUAACCAUUUAAAUGGACUUUCUAAUGACCCAAUCAAAUACACUUUACAAUAGCGACAAAGAGAUCCGGGCAGGCAAGAAAAAAAUUGUUUCGUAAGUUUGG